Molecule: messenger RNA, 6573 nt
Organism: Bombina bombina (fire-bellied toad)
Lineage: Eukaryota; Metazoa; Chordata; Amphibia; Anura; Bombinatoridae
Product: gastrula zinc finger protein XlCGF26.1-like
Exons: 5
Coding region: 218-2218 (666 amino acids)
Biological process (GO): regulation of transcription by RNA polymerase II
Cellular component (GO): nucleus
Molecular function (GO): RNA polymerase II cis-regulatory region sequence-specific DNA binding; DNA-binding transcription activator activity, RNA polymerase II-specific
Source: RefSeq, a predicted model, not a curated record
GUGCAGCCGUAGCUGGACACGGCCAGAGCACUGAGAGAUAUCAGGUAUUGCUGUAACUGGAGUAAAUAAAGGAACCUUCUUCCUGAGCACAGACAUUGGAGCCUGUUAUCAGUAUGAACUCAGAUGUGUUAGUCUUAUUUUUCUUUAUUCCAUUUCUUUUUAUUUAGACAAACACUUGAAUAGUUCAUAUCCAUCCUUCACUACAGAAAGCAUCAGAAUGAUUCCGCAAACUCCAAAAAUCUUAGACACCAAUGACUAUUCACAAACAUUGGGGAUAUCACAAAAGAUAUUAAAAGAUGAUGGUGAAUUGGCAGGAACUGGGCAGCAGUCAUUAUGUACAGAGAGUGAUUUAGUCAUCAAACAAGAGGAAAACAUCUAUGAAAUUAUUAUCCCAGAGGAUAAUCCACACACAUUUACUGAUUUUUCAAAACAUAUUAAAGAAGAAAAAAGUCUACAGUCUAACCAAGUGAUUCAUACAAAGGAGAAACCUUUCGAAUGUACAGAAUGUAAGAAAAGUUUUAGAUGGAAGUCUCAUCUACUAGAACACUACAAAAGUCACACAGACAAACACUUGAAUAGUUCAUAUCCAUCCUUCACUACAGAAAGCAUCAGAAUGAUUCCGCAAACUCCAAAAAUCUUAGACACCAAUGACUAUUCACAAACAUUGGGGAUAUCACAAAAGAUAUUAAAAGAUGAUGGUGAAUUGGCAGGAACUGGGCAGCAGUCAUUAUGUACAGAGAGUGAUUUAGUCAUCAAACAAGAGGAAAACAUCUAUGAAAUUAUUAUCCCAGAGGAUAAUCCACACACAUUUACUGAUUUUUCAAAACAUAUUAAAGAAGAAAAAAGUCUACAGUCUAACCAAGUGAUUCAUACAAAGGAGAAACCUUUCGAAUGUACAGAAUGUAAGAAAAGUUUUAGAUGGAAGUCUCAUCUACUAGAACACUACAAAAGUCAUACAGACAAACACUUGAAUAAUUCAUAUCCAUCCUUCACUACAGAAAGCAUCAGAAUGAUUCCGCAAACUCCAAAAAUCUUAGACACCAAUGACUAUUCACAAACAUUGGGGAUAUCACAAAAGAUAUUAAAAGAUGAUGGUGAAUUGGCAGGAACUGGGCAGCAGUCAUUAUGUACAGAGAGUGAUUUAGUCAUCAAACAAGAGGAAAACAUUUAUGAUAUUAUUAUCCCAGAGGAUAAUCCACACACAUUUACUGAUUUUUCAAAACAUAUUAAAGAAGAAAAAAGUCUACAGUCUAACCAAGUGAUUCAUACAAAGGAGAAACCUUUCAAAUGUACAGAAUGUAAGAAAAGUUUUAGAUGGAAGUCUCAUCUACUAGAACACUACAAAAGUCACACAGGUGAGAAACCACACACAUGUACUGAGUGUGGUAAAUGUUUUACACAAAUGGGUAAUCUGAAAACUCAUAAAAAGAGUCACACAGGAGAGAAGCCUUUCACAUGUAUAGAGUGUGGAAAAAGUUUUACACACAAGAGUGAGCUGAAAAUUCAUGAAAGGAUUCACACAGGAGAAAAGCCUUUCACAUGUAUAGAAUGUGGAAAAUGUUUUACACAAAUAAAUAGUCUGAAAACUCAUGAAAUGAGUCACAAGGGAGAAAAGCCUUUCACAUGUAUACAGUGUGGAAAAAGUUUUACAGAAAAAAGUAAUCUGAAAACUCAUGAAAGGAGACACACAGGAGAAAAGCCUUUUACAUGUACAGAUUGUGGAAAAAGUUUUACAGACAAAAGUAAUCUGAAAACUCAUGAAAAGAGUCACACAGGAGAAAAGCCUUUUACAUGUACAGAUUGUGGAAAAAGUUUUAAACAAAUAAAUAGUCUGAAAACUCAUGAAAGAAUUCACACAGGAGAAAAGCCUUUCACAUGUACAGAGUGUGGGAAAUGUUUUACACAAAUAAAUAGUCUGAAAACUCAUGAAAUGAGUCAUACAGGAGAAAAGCAUUUCACAUGUACAGAGUGUGGAAAAAGUUUUACAGAGAAAAGUAAUCUGAAAACUCAUGAAAGGAUUCACACUGGAGAAAAGCCUUUCACAUGUAUACAGUGUGGAAAAAGUUUUACAGACAAAAGUAAUCUGAAAACUCAUGAAAGGAGUCACACAGGGGAAAAGCCGUUCACAUGUACAGAGUGUGGGAAAUGUUUUACACAUAAGAGUAGUCUGAAAACUCAUGAAAGGAUUCACAAGGGUAGAAACCUUUCACAUGUUUAGAAAGUGGGAAAAAAGGUUUUUAUUUAAAUCAGGUAUCACAAAACGCUAAAUAUUUACACACAAACUUUAUAUACACAGUGUACAAACCUUUUUACAAUUUAUCCUAAAAAGGACAAACUCUCUAAAUAGAAGCAUCAAAAAGGAUCCUAUUGUAAAUAUUACUUUUAAUCCCAGUUAUGAAAGCCUCAGAUUGGAAGUGCUCUCCUGCUGUCCUCUGUGCCCCUAUAUAUGUGCGCCUCAGUUUCUCUCAUAUCAAUGUGAUAGAAUACAAACACCACACAGGAAUAUACAAAUCUGCCCUCAUACUGACCAGUUAACACAACCAUUCAACACCAAAGCACCCCGGUGUUGUUUAUUAAUAUGCCAGUGUUAGAAGUUUGUUUUACAUAGGGGAGAAAAUAAUUACAUUUACAGAAUAAAGGAGUCUUUAUAUGAAUAGAGUGUUAGUGAAUUAAAUAAACAAGAACAUCAGUCUCAAAUGAUUGACAUCUGGGAGAUAUAUUUAAUGUGCACAUCAUGUGGAUAAACCUUUUCUUAUAGCAACAGAUGCUUAGCAUUGUACAUGUUAUAUGCCAGAGGAAUUACUGAGGGGAAACUGAUUUUUUUAAAUUUUUAUUUUAUUGAAGAGCAGGUUCAAAUAUACAUCUAUAAAAGAACAAUACAAUAACAAAGGACAUAAGACUGUACAUAAAUAUCAGCCAGUUAUACAACAAGGACUGGCGGCAAAACUAAUCCCAAAACUUAUACAGUGUUCAGUAGAGUUAAAAAUGUGUUAUAUAGCUAAAUCAAUAAAGAACAAAAGAGAAUAUUCUUAAUAAAUACAGUUCCGAAGAUGACAGGCGGGAAAUGAGGGGUCACGGUGUAGUGUGAUGAAUGGGGUAUAUGGGGGGGGGAGGAAGAAAAAAAAGGGGGGGUCUCAGAAACAGCAAUUAGAAGUCAAAGUCAGUCAGGGUAUAUCUCAUUCCAUGGGGACCAGGUCUCUUGGUAAAAGUCCACUCUAUCUAAGAUUCUAUGGGAGUAUAGUUCCAUCUGUUUGAUAUAAUGGACUGUAGUGAGUACUUGAGAUAUAGGAGGUGGCUCCUUGUGUUUCCACAUUCUGGCGAUCGUUAGUUUUGUAGCCAUAAGGAGGUAUAUUACUAGGGCUUCUCUAGAAGGCGUCAAAUUUGGGGUAUGCAUGUGAAGUAGUGAUAUCUCUGGUUUGAAUGGGAGGACAAUGUCUAGUCUGUGAAGUAUUCUAAAAAGCUUCUGCCAGAGUGGUUGGAUCUUAGGACAAGACCACCACACAUGUAAGGAGGUCCCUAACUGUUCACAGCCUCUCCAGCACAAGGGAGAUUGAGUGCCAUAUAUCCUAUGCAGGGUAGAAGGUGUCAAGUGCCAUCGAACAAGGAUUUUGUACUGUAGCUCCCAAAGAGUAGUACAGUGUAGAAGUUUUUUAGUUACAGUGAUACGUGUAUGCCAUGUACCAUUAUCUCUCUUUCCCAGGCUCUAUGUUGGGCAAUUUUAUGAAGUGUGGUGGGUUCAAGGAGGAGAUCGUAGUGAAAAGAUAGGGCAUGCAUAAGGACUUUUCCUUGGGUCCAUUAAGUCUCCCAUUUCGAUGGUGGCCUUAAGUUUUUCCCAGGAUAUACCCAUGAUUUCAACCAUGUGCGGAGACGAAAAGUGGGUGAUUUCGAAUUUUGCACAGAACUGGGUAUGUGUGAGCCAUUGGCUUUGGUCAUAGAGGUCCAUUGCCAGUAUGGGAGCGAGUCUUCGCCAGGACAAGAGAUGAGAGUCCGGGAGACAAUAGAGGGCACCGCUCAUAGUAAGCGCAGGGGAGGGGUGUGGAGCCAAAUCCGGGUUGUGUCUUGUCUGACCCCAGAACUGGAGGGCAUCCAAAAUUAUUGGGGAUAAGUUAGCUAGCUUUUCCCUAUAGUAAGGGGGGAUCCACAAAAGUCCUAACAGGAGUAUCGACAAUUCUGCAUCAAACCACAGAGGGUGAUCAUCUGUAAGACUCCAGCUGAACAAAUGUGAUAGUCUAGCCGCUGUAUAGUAUAACAUUGAGGAGGGCUAAACCCCCAUGUGUAAGUGGCCUCUGGAGUGUGGUUCUAGAAGUUCUGGGUUUAUUAUUUCUCCAUACAUAAGCAGUAAUAAGACUUUGUAGCUUAUUUAACAGGGUCUAGGGAUGUUAUAUGGGAUGCAUCUAAACAGGUAUGUAAGUUUGGGGAUAAAAGACAUCUUUAUCGCAGCUAUUCUUCCUGUCCAUGAGACCUCUCUGAACUCCCAAGAGGAAUGGAGGUUCCGAAAUUCUGAUAGCCUGUCUGUGAAGUUUUCCGUAGUUGUGGUUUCUGGAUCGGGUCUUAAAAACAUGCCUAAGAUCUUAAUAUCAUGCGCUUUCCAUUGGAAGUGGUAGAGGUUUUUCUAGGUGAGUCAGUUCCUGAGAGGAGACAUUUAAAUGUAAGGCUUCCGUUUUAUUGAUGUUUUAUUUGUAAUAGCUUAGCUGACCGAAAUGUUUAAGUAGGUCAAAUACAGCGGGUAGUGAGGUAAUUGAGGAAGUGAGAAAUAAAGUAAAGGGAAAUACUAUGGGAAGAAGUUGCUAAUUGUUCCCUGGAGAUUUGGGGAUUCAGUCUAAUCUCUUGUGCUAAGGGUUCUAUCACUAGUGCGAAAAGAAGGGGUGAAAGUGGGCAGCCUUGUCUGGUGCCAUUGGUUAUAUGGAAGGGAUCUGACCUAAAUCCCACUCCCUUUACUCUAGCUGAAGAGGAAGAGUUUAAACCCUGUAUUGCCCGGAUAAAAGUGUCUGGGAUAUUAAAGGCUUGCAUCGUAAUCCAAAGAAACUCCCACCUCACCCUGUCAAAGGCCUUCUCGGCAUCUAAAGACAGGGUAAGGAAUGGGACUCCUCUACUUGCCAUGAUCGACAAGAUAUCAAGAAUCUGUCUGGUUGCGUCUGGUCCUUCCCACUGAAGAACAAAUCCCACUUGGUCAGAAUGGACCAGGGAGGAGAUGACUCUUGAAAGUCUAUUGGCGAGGAUUUUUGCAUAUAGUUUUGUAUCGAGAUUAAGGAGGGAUAUAGGGCGAUAGCUACCGCAUAGUUCAGGGGGUUUCCCUGGUUUUAAUAUUGUGGUGAUUGUAGCUUCUAGAAAUUCUCCAGCAAGGGAACCCUUCUUCAUUAUCUCUCCGAAAAAUUUACAAAGAAUCGGGGCUAUUAGUGGUUGAAAGGCCUUAUAGAAGUGGGCUGUAAAGCCAUCUGGGCCGGGGUAUUUACCUAAUUUCAUAUCCUUAAUUACAUUUUGUAUUUCUUCGAUAGUUAUCGAAUCGGUUAGUAUCAAAAAGCUAUCUGGUUAGAGAAGGGGUAGUUGAAGGGAGUUCAGAAAGAGUCUAAAAUCCGUUGGACUAGACGGGGGGUAAACCAGGUCCUCUUCGAUGUUAUAGAGGGUGUGAUAAUAGGAUUUGAAGGUGUCUCCAAUCUCCCUAGGUGAGUUAAUUGGCUUGCCAGCUGAACCUUUGAAGGUCAUGGUUCGGGCUUGCGCUAUACCAUUCCUAAGUUUGGCAGCUAAAAUUGAUGUGGCUUUAUUACUAUAGUGGUAGAAGAUUCUUUUAAAUUUCUCUAAUAUGCAAUGAGUUCUUUGAAGUUCUAACUCCUGGAUUUGUUUAGUAAUGACCGAGAUGUCAUGUAAUGUCGUACUAGAAUAAGAUGCGCUGAGAGAACGUCUAAGUGUUCGAAGCUGUGCAGAGAGAGUAGCUAAUGAGGUCCCUCUUUGUUUACGGGCUUCGGCGUCAAGAGUGAUAAAGUGGACUCUCAAGACAGAUUUGAGUGUAGCCCAGAGUACCUCAGUUGUAACCUGAGGGGUGUAGUUAAUAGUAAGGAAUUCUAUUAUUUUCUCUUGGAUACUAAUUUUAAGAACGGGAUCUGUGACUAGGUGGUUUUUCAGUUGCCAUAACGGGGGGGGGGUACAAGUUAAGUGUGGUCCCAUAGUCAUAGUUACAGCGUUGUGAUCUGACCACGCUACUACAGGUAUUUUAAUGAAACUGAUUUUAUUUCACGAGACACAAUAUCAGUAUCCGGUACAUAUGUGAUGAUGAUCAGUUUAAUUUAAUUGGCUACUAUAACCUACAUGUAUACUGGGUAUGUAAUAUGUGUGUCAUGUCCUGUAACUUGAUAUUAUGUCUGUUAGAUGUUUUCAUGUUAGUUAGAAGCCACAAGAACUGAUAAUAGCACAUACUGUAUAUAUAAAGGGAACGUUAUAUGUCUGAUAAAUCCCUUUGUAUCAAGAGCACAAGUGUUGAGUAUAUUUAUACCAUGUGUGCAUAUAUCAUGUAAUUCUGCUUUUUACUAUAUAAUGAUAUGUAAUGUUUUAAAUAAAAAGUGAUUAUAAUCCAGACAA